This is a messenger RNA of Trematosphaeria pertusa, 807 nucleotides long. RefSeq lists its product as uncharacterized. The annotation marks the transcript as partial. The transcript has a single exon. NCBI's taxonomy places the organism in Eukaryota, Fungi, Ascomycota, Dothideomycetes, Pleosporales, Trematosphaeriaceae. The record is from RefSeq and is a predicted model, not a curated record.
AUGUCGUGGGUAUCUGUUUUAUCCGACCGUCCGACCGAAACUCAGCUCCCAAAAUGGUCGAAGAAGACGCUCUUCUCCAAAAGAAAGCAUAGCGAUGAAUGGCACCACAACAUCGACUUCCUCGCUGGUGUCCUUCGACCGUCAGAUUCGAAGUUCCCUUGGAUCCUGAUCAAGAAACAUACGGACCACUACAUCAAGAAGAAGGGAAAGAUCAGUCAGGCAGAGAUCGAUGUGCGACUUGCGACAUUGAUCGAACGCCAUGAGGCUAGGGAUGUUGCUAUUGCCGCAUGUGCCCACGCGAUCUCCCCAACUGGGCUGCGGGCGCUAUUGAAUGUCGAGCUGAACGUUGCACCGGCUACAUACUAUGGGCUCGAGAUGUAUCUGCAGUCUCUUAUUGCAGCCAACUACUGCAGCCCAAAAGCAGUCACAGGCCUAGAAGUACAGUGGGCGCGUCAACUUCUUCCUUACGCGAAACAUGGGGCAGGUGUAGCUGGUAGGUAUCUAGAGGGGUUGUGUUCCGCGCUGAGAGCUAUCGACACGCCGAAUAUGAACGUCCUGCCGGAUUUUGCGAUACUCGCCCGACGAGCAUUCAAGAAUUUCGCAACGCAGUUGGAGGGCUACAAGCUAAGAUCGCAGUGGGUGUCAGCGCAGGCUGCGGUAGGAUGGAUGUCGGCGCUGGCACGAACUACGCCGGCUGUUACGCCUCCGGGACACCUUCUACCGGAACACGUACUGGAUGCUCAAUUCCCCAUAUGGCGUAUAUGGGUGGCGUGGAAUCCGAACACAGGGCGGACAAAGUCAUUGGCU